GUUUUGAAAUGGUUAAUAAUAAUAAUGAUAGUGGUACACUAGUCACUAAGGUAUAACAUAAUACUAUGAAUUCACUUAAUUUAGAUGCAAUCUAUCAAGCUAAACGUUUAUUCAAUGAUAAUAUCUCUUUUAUAUAUCAUAGUACUAAUUAUUCUGAUUUAAAAUUAAAUGAAUUACUGAAUAGAAAUUUGACAUUAUUUUGGACAACUAUGCAUCAAUGUUUAGAUUUAAAUGACUUAAUACAACAACAAGUGAUUUUAUUAAAUCAUUCUAUUGUCAUAGCAACUAUAAAUCAAACUAGUCAUAAUUUAUUUGCAUCAACACAAUUACAAUCAUUAUAUACAUGGUGUAAUUUAGGUAGAUCAACAUGGUUUACUAAUGUAUUUACAUUAAUGCAUCAUAAUUCAUGGCAAGAGAAAGUAUCUAUUAAAUUACAAAAAUAUUUAUUACCUAUAUUAUUAUUCAUGAAUUGUUUAAGUCUUCUAACAUCUAUAACAGGUAUUUAUCAUCUAUGUAAAUUAUCCAAUAAAUCUAAUCAAAAGAUCAUGAUCUUAAUGAGAUGUCAAUCUAUUAUAGAAAAUUAUUUCCCAGCAACAUGGCCAUUAUUAUUAUGGUAUUGUAUUAUUGGUUUAUUAUGGUUAUUAUUAAUAUUUGGUUUAAAUAUGAUGACAUCACAUCAAUAUUUCAAUAUUCAUAUUAGUAUGCACAGUCAUGAUAAUUAUUGUCGUAUUAUAACUUAUUUAAAAAAUAUAUUAAGAUAUAUACCAACAUGGUUAAUGAGUUUGAUGUUAUGUGAUCGAGCUAUUGGUGAAUAUCGUAAUCGAAAUCAUAUUUAUACAAUGAUCAUAUCAUGUAAUCAUCAUGAUGAUUCAAUAAUCAAUAAAAAUCGAUUAAAUCAAUUAUCUAGUCAAUAUUGUAAUCAAUGUAUUACUAAUCAAUCAAUCAAUAAUCAAUUAAUAAUCCCUAAAAUAAUCUAUAAUAAUGAUAAUAAUAAUGUAACAUCAUAUGAUAUGAAUGAUCCUGAUCAAUAUCAUUCAUUAUCAAAACGAUCUUAUUUUCAUACCUUUCUAUUAUAUUUUAAAAAGAAAUUAUAUUUUGAUUGUAUUCUAUAUGGAUUAAAACAAACAUCUAAAAAACAAUUUCAAUCAUUGAAUAGAAACAAUGAUUACGUAAUAUCAUGUAAAGAAUGUAGUAAUCCUACUACUAAUCAUGAUUAUGAGAGAUUAUUAAAUGAUUUAUGUCAUUGGAAUGAAUGUGGUUUAAGUCGAAUAGGUGGUUUAGUAUUAUUUAGUAUUAUUACAUCAUUAUUAUGUUUAAUUAAUACACAUUUAAUAUGGUUAUAUAAAAUUAGUAAAAUAACAAAACGUUGUGUAUUAUCUGCUGGUGAUGCUAUAAUCUUAUCUGUUUUCUAUCCAUAUUUAUUAAAGGUUUGUCAUUCAGUAUUACCUUAUAUGUUAAUAAUCAGUUCAAUUGUAUUACUUAGUUUGAUAGCUAUACAUAAAUCCCGUAUAUAUCAUGCAAAUCCUUGUUCGAAUCCUGACAAUAUUCAUAGAAACUGGAAAACAGAACAAACAAUUAUUCCACUAAAAACAUCAAUUCAUCAUUCCAAUCAUCAACAAACUAUAUUUACUGAACCAACACAAUUAACAAUUUGUUUAAGUCUUAUGUAUAUUCUAUUCGAUUUAGCUGAUAUUAUUGAAUGGUUCUAUGGUAAUAUUAUAAUACCAAAUUAUAUUCAUUCAUUUAAACAACAUUUCAAUACAAAUUUCAAUGGAAUUUAUAAUAUUAAAACAAAUCAUUCAAGCUUAUUACCACUACUUACAAAUACAUUAAAUAGUAGUAUGUUAUUAACAAAAUCUAUGAAUCAAAUAUGUUCUAUUCAACUUAUAUCUGGCUUAUUUAGAAUAUGGUCUAGUCAAAGAUUUCUAUUCAUAUUACCAAUGUUAUUAUGUCAAUCCUCGAAAUUUCGACAUUUAAUCAAAUACUAUUUCACUUAUUAUUUUCAUACAUUGAAAAUCUUACAUUGGUGUAAAUUUAGUUAUAAUUCAUCAAUUUAUAUUGAACAAACAUUGAAUACAUCAGUGGAUGAUAUUAUUCAAACUGAAUUGAAUGAAAUGAAAACUACUGAUGAAGAAAUUAGUAGUGAACAUCAUCAACAUCAACGUCAACAACAACAGCGACGACGACGACAACAACAACAACAGACUAUAAUGAAAGCUGAAUAUCAAGAUGAUUAUCAAAGAAUUCCUAGUCUUUAUUGUUGUUCAUGUAUUAAUCAAACCAUUCUAUCAAAAUGAUGUAAAUAAAAAAUAAAUAACAAGUGUUUGUACAUGAUUAGUGAGAAGUUGAAAAUUUAAAUCAUUCUCAAAAGUUCAUUUUUACCAUGAUUAUCAAGUUUCACUUUUUCCCUAAUCAAUUACUUUAAAUAAAAUAUUGAAAAUGGAAUAGAGAUAUCUCAUAUACACCAUUUUCUAAUCAAUGAACUACAUAAUAAUCUAUUAUGAUGUGUACUACUGAUAUUGAUAGGUAUAAGUAGUAUGCAUUAUAAAUCAAAAGUGAAAUAUGUGACGGCAGAAAAUUAAAAAGAUCAAUAACAAGAGAAUGAUAUGGAAACAAAAGAAUAAUGAAUUCUGAGACGAUUGAUUCAUCUUUUGCAUAUGAAGUAUUUACUGUAUGACUCUUAGAUUUUACUAAGAGAUUCUGUAAUAUUGUGUUCAAAUACAUUUGCUUGUACC
Schistosoma margrebowiei is the source of this 2735-nucleotide messenger RNA. The record is from the annotation of a GenBank genome assembly. Lineage: Eukaryota; Metazoa; Platyhelminthes; Trematoda; Strigeidida; Schistosomatidae.